Molecule: messenger RNA, 945 nt
Organism: Cutaneotrichosporon cavernicola
Lineage: Eukaryota; Fungi; Basidiomycota; Tremellomycetes; Trichosporonales; Trichosporonaceae
Exons: 3
Coding region: 1-945 (314 amino acids)
Biological process (GO): lipid storage
Cellular component (GO): lipid droplet
Molecular function (GO): lipase activity
Source: RefSeq, a predicted model, not a curated record
AUGGACCCGAGACUCCUCUUCCUUCGCUACCCGGCGCAAGACGCGCUGCCGCUCCGUACGACAUUUGGGCACACCAACCCCGCGUUCGGCAGCGUACGCCUCAAUUACUGGCCGGCGCGGCGGCGCGCGCCGCCAGCCCGCGUCGUCCUCUUCCUCCCAGGCAACCCCGGCUGCCCAGAGUACUACACAUCGUUCCUGAGCAUGUUGCACGCCCGCCUGCCGGACAACCACGCCGUGCUCUGCACAUCGCACGUCGGCGGUGAACCCUCCAUCCCUUCCCCAAACACACCUCUCGACUUACAGCAACAGGUCGACGCCAAGGUCGAGCUGGUGAGCGCCCUACGUGCGAGCCUGGAGGCGUGGGCGCCCGAGGCGCCUCAACUCGUCCUUGCGGCCCACAGCGUUGGGAGCUGGAUGACAUGCGAGAUCGCCAAGGUCGUCGACAUCCCCGCAGCGUACCUUCUCUUCCCUACACUUGGGUGGAUCGCGAACUCCUACCACGGGUGGACUAUGUGGCCACUCUUCCAUCGGCCCAUCCGCCCGCUCGUGCCGUGGAUCUCGUACCUCGUGCGUCCGCUGCUGCCCUUCGUUACUCUUCCGACCGCGAGCUAUGCGCUAGUGAGAUCGCCCGUGACGAUCAGGAAUGCACUCCACCUCGCUCACUCUGAAAUGAUGACUAUUCGCGAGCCGGACGAGAAGUGGUUCCGCGCCCAGGCCAAGUUGCCCGUUGGGAAAGGAGUUCACUCCGUCUGGAGCGCUGGUAACGCUGAUGGGUGGGUGGGGAGAGAGGGGCCCAUGAUCCAGGACUGGCUGGGCGAGGAGCGGGUGGUCGAGCUCGAUGGCGUGCGUCACGCCUUCUGCCUCUGGGAAGAGGAUUACCGCCAGGUGGCGGACGUUCUUGCCGGCUGGAUCGUCGAGGGCACCAAGGCGCAGGUGCUCAAUUAG